CUGCAUCAUCUUUAUGCAUUCCAUUCUCAGUACACAAUCUGGAUUUGUUUCCUGAUCCAUCACGUAUGUGUAAAUGUCCACCACAAGCCACAAAACAUUCUGUGCAAAUAUUAUGUACUUGUUGUUCAUUUGAGGUAUUGGAAGCAAUAUUGUGGAUUUCAGUGAAUGCUGGACAGGAUUUUAGGCCAAGAUAUGGAACUUGUACAUUUCUUCCAACAAUACUCCAAGAAUGUUGA
Entrophospora candida is the source of this 236-nucleotide messenger RNA. The record is from the annotation of a GenBank genome assembly. NCBI's taxonomy places the organism in Eukaryota, Fungi, Glomeromycota, Glomeromycetes, Entrophosporales, Entrophosporaceae.